AUAAAAUAAUAUCGCCUCCCACCAACUGCAGCCAACAACCAUCCACGAUCAAGGAACACAAAUAUCAGUGUGAAGAGUAGUAGUUGGACAAUUUGACCCGCGUUUGAGUUGCAGUGAAACUCUUUCAAGAUUUGUAUCUCUGCCGUGCUGGGUUUGAGCGAUCUCUGGUUUUCUCAAUUGCAAUUCGAAUUUUACUCGAGGAUACAAGAUGGCUGAGCAAUCCCCAAAACUGAACAGAAUAGGUCUUGCUGGCCUAGCUGUAAUGGGCCAAAACCUAGCCCUCAACAUUGCUGAGAAAGGCUUCCCAAUUUCCGUUUACAACCGAACCACCUCCAAAGUCGACGAGACUGUUGAAAGGGCAAAAUUGGAAGGAAACCUUCCUCUCUUUGGCUUCCACGACCCCGAAUCAUUCGUCCAGUCAAUCCAAAAACCCCGUGUGAUAAUCAUGCUCGUAAAGGCAGGAUCCCCCGUGGACCAGACCAUCAAAACUCUCUCCGCCUACUUGGAGAAAGGUGAUUGCAUCAUCGAUGGUGGAAACGAGUGGUACGAAAACACCGAGAGAAGGGAGAAAGCCAUGGCUGAAUUGGGUCUUCUCUACCUCGGCAUGGGAGUUUCUGGCGGUGAAGAGGGUGCUCGAAACGGGCCCUCCAUGAUGCCAGGUGGCUCCCUUGAGGCCUACAAAUACAUCGAAGACAUUGUUCUCAAAGUAGCAGCACAAGUUCCGGAUAGUGGGCCAUGUGUGACCUACAUCGGAAAAGGAGGUUCCGGAAACUUCGUCAAGAUGAUUCACAACGGAAUCGAAUACGGUGACAUGCAGCUAAUAGCCGAGGCGUACGAUGUGCUGAAAUCAGUUGGGAAAUUAUCGAACGAGGAGCUAAAAAACGUCUUCUCAGAAUGGAACAAAGGGGAGCUUCAAAGCUUCUUGAUUGAAAUAACUGCUGAUAUUUUCGGAAUUAAGGAUGACAAGGCGGAUGGGUAUUUAGUUGACAAGGUCUUGGACAAAACUGGGAUGAAGGGUACUGGUAAAUGGACUGUUCAGCAAGCUGCUGAGCUGUCAGUUGCGGCCCCCACCAUCGAAGCAUCUUUAGAUUCAAGAUUCUUGAGUGGUUUGAAGGAUGAACGAACCGAAGCUGCGAAAGUGUUCGGCGAUAUUCUGAGCGAUGAGGUGGUGGUUGACAAGGAACAACUGAUCGACGAUGUGAGGAAAGCUCUGUACGCUUCAAAAAUAUGCAGUUACGCUCAAGGAAUGAAUCUGAUUCGCGCGAAGAGCGAAGAAAAGGGGUGGGGUUUGGAGUUGGGUGAGCUGGCUAGGAUUUGGAAGGGAGGUUGUAUUAUUCGUGCGAUUUUCUUGGAUCGAAUCAAGCAAGCAUACGAUAGAAAUUCUGACCUGGCGAAUCUUUUGGUGGACCCGGAAUUCGCAAAGGAGAUUAUCGAGAGGCAAUCCGCUUGGAGGAGAGUUGUUUGCCUUGCGAUCAACUCGGGUAUUAGUACACCAGGUAUGUCUGCUAGUCUUGCUUAUUUCGAUACGUACAGAAGGGAGAGAUUGCCUGCUAAUUUGGUGCAGGCUCAGAGAGACUAUUUUGGUGCUCAUACUUAUGAAAGGGUUGAUAUUCCUGGAUCUUACCAUACCGAGUGGUUUAAGCUUGCGAAAAAGAAUUGAUUGAUGAUUAGUUUUUUGAGGGUAUUUUCGUAAAAAUAAAUUAUGGGCAUCGAGUGUUGGAUGUCGUUUUUUUUCGGCUUUUGAUUUUCGAGAUCGGAACGAUUGUAGUAGUAUUUGAAGCAAGAAUUGUUAUUAUUUAUUUUUAUUUUUAUUUUUAUUUUGGAAGUGCUGUAAUUUGCAAAGGGCACCUUUGUGCUUUUUGGUGUUGUACUUGUGUUUAUUGAUUGAUGAUAUUGGGAUUUUGAUUUCUGCUUA
Messenger RNA from Erythranthe guttata (spotted monkey flower), 1915 nucleotides. Its product is annotated as 6-phosphogluconate dehydrogenase family protein. Gene Ontology annotation, molecular function: phosphogluconate dehydrogenase (decarboxylating) activity; NADP binding. The record is from RefSeq and is a predicted model, not a curated record. NCBI's taxonomy places the organism in Eukaryota, Viridiplantae, Streptophyta, Magnoliopsida, Lamiales, Phrymaceae. Gene Ontology annotation, biological process: pentose-phosphate shunt.